This is a messenger RNA of Varanus komodoensis (Komodo dragon), 2334 nucleotides long. It is a transcript of the gene SLC15A2, whose product is annotated as solute carrier family 15 member 2. Gene Ontology annotation, cellular component: membrane. The transcript is spliced from 23 exons. NCBI's taxonomy places the organism in Eukaryota, Metazoa, Chordata, Lepidosauria, Squamata, Varanidae. The coding region runs from base 10 to 2184 and encodes 724 amino acids. Gene Ontology annotation, biological process: oligopeptide transport; transmembrane transport. Gene Ontology annotation, molecular function: dipeptide transmembrane transporter activity. The record is from RefSeq and is a predicted model, not a curated record.
UCUAAGGAGAUGGCAGAAAUGGUGGAAGAGAAAAGUUGUGCAAAAGGACAAAAAGAGAAGCCAGAAGAAGCUAAUCCUCGAAAAGGAAUUUGCCCUCCUAAGAAAAAAUCCCCGAAAAUAUGUGGUACCAAUUACCCUCUCAGCAUCGCCUUCAUUGUGGUGAAUGAGUUUUGUGAGCGCUUCUCCUACUAUGGCAUGAAAGCGGUUCUGACUUUGUACUUUCUCUACUUCCUCCACUGGGAUGAGACUACAUCUACUUCGGUGUACCAUGCCUUCUCCAGUUUGUGUUACUUUACACCUGUCAUUGGUGCUCUCAUUGCUGACUCUUGGCUGGGAAAAUACAAAACAAUCAUUUAUCUCUCCAUUGUUUAUGUUAUUGGGCACAUGAUCAAGUCAGUUGGGGCAAUACCAAGUGUGGGAAACCAGAUCGUUCAUGUGGCCCUUUCAAUGACUGGCCUGUCUCUGAUUGCUCUGGGAACAGGAGGCAUCAAGCCCUGCGUGGCAGCCUUUGGUGGAGACCAGUUUGAAGAGGAGCAUGCCCAGGAAAGGAGCAAGUUCUUCUCUGUCUUCUACCUGUCCAUUAAUGCUGGAAGUUUGAUCUCCACAUUCAUUACUCCUGUGCUGAGAGGGGAUGUGAAGUGCUUUGGAGGAGACUGUUAUGCACUUGCGUUUGGUGUUCCUGCCGCACUUAUGGUCAUAGCUCUUGUGGUGUUUAUUGCUGGAAAUGGAAUAUACAAAAAGAGUCCCCCACAAGGAAAUAUCUUACUUGAAGUUUGCAAAUGCAUUGGGUUUGCUUUUACAAACCGGAUAAGGAAUCGUUCCCAGCAGAUACCUAAAAGAGAGCACUGGCUGGACUGGGCAUCAGAAAAAUACUCAAACCAGCUGAUCACAGAAGUUAAAAUGGUGACACGGGUCUUGUUUCUUUUUAUCCCGCUGCCAAUGUUCUGGGCUCUAUUUGAUCAACAGGGUUCUAGAUGGACGCUUCAGGCUACUAAGAUGAAUGCUGACUUCAGCGGAUAUGUCCUUCAACCUGACCAAAUGCAGUUCUUAAAUCCUCUCUUGAUCCUUGUGUUCAUUCCAGUGUUUGACUUUGGGCUCUACCCCUUAGUAAACCUGUGCAAAUUUAAUUUCACGCCCAUUAAAAAGAUGGCAACCGGCAUGAUCCUUGCGGGCUUGGCAUUCGCAGCUGCAGCUGUUGUAGAACUCAAGAUAGAGGAAAAUGCGAUGCCAGUGCCAGCUCCCAGAGAAAGUUACAUUCAGGUCCUAAAUUUGGCCGACAGCAAUAUAGAAGUGGCAAUCCAAGAUUAUGACUUAUCAUGGCAGCCCAUCAAACCUUUCCAGGACCCUACUGAAUACUCCAAAUUAAUUCUGAGUAGUGACCAACAAAUCCUUCAUUUUAAGAUACAGUACCAAGGAUCGACUUCCACAUUUAGUCAUACUGUCCAGGAAAAGUCUGUGAAUAGCUUAGUGGUCUACAAGGUAAAAGGAAGCCUAGCAAGCCAUCUGAUUAAAGACAUGGAUACAAAGCCAUCAGAAGGAAUGACAGCCGUGAGAUUUAUUAAUACUUUGGACCUGGAUGUCAACAUCACUCUUGUCAGUGAGGAAUUUGUCAGUGUUAACAAAAGUUAUGGUGUUUCAGACUACAGGUUCCUCUCAAGGGGAAGGUACAACAAUGCAAAAUGCCAAACAGGAGCAGAGGAAUCCACCUUGCACCUGGGCCUCCUUGAUUUUGGAGCUUCAUACACAGUCAUCAUAACAAAUACUUCUACAAAGAACCUGCAGACAUGGAAGAUGGAAGACAUCCCUGCCAAUAACGUCCACAUUUCAUGGCAAAUUCCUCAAUACAUGUUAAUAUCAGCUGGGGAAGUGGUGUUCUCCAUUACAGGCCUUGCCUUCUCUUACUCUCAGGCUCCUGCCAGCAUGAAGUCUGUGCUACAAGCAGGCUGGCUAUUAACGGUGGCCUUUGGAAAUGUUAUUGUGCUCAUCGUUGCCCAGGCUGCACCUAUGGAACAGUGGGCUGAGUUCACCCUCUUUGCUGCACUCCUCUUUGUUGUGUGUGUCAUCUUCUCCAUCAUGGGAUAUUUCUACACAAGUGUGAACCCAGAAGAACUCUUUGCCAAGCAGAAUGAAGAAGAGACAUCAAACAGUAACAUUAACCUAAUUAUCAAGAAGACAGAGCUAUAAGAUAGUGGUGGACAAAGGACUUUAACAAGUUGUCAAGAAAGUGGUAUCUAACAACAUAUGCUCUGCGUAAAGGGCAAAAUAAGCUCCUGUCCCCAGAAAAUCAGCUGGAUAAACCUUUACAAAGUCCUGGGAACUGCAGUAUUAAAACUG